Danaus plexippus (monarch butterfly) is the source of this 1690-nucleotide messenger RNA. RefSeq lists its product as uncharacterized. The record is from RefSeq and is a predicted model, not a curated record. The transcript has 5 exons. The coding region runs from base 106 to 1593 and encodes 495 amino acids. Lineage: Eukaryota; Metazoa; Arthropoda; Insecta; Lepidoptera; Nymphalidae.
UCCAUAAUAGUUUGUAUUGAUUGUCAAAUAUGUAAACUUAAAAGUAAAUCAUAAACAAUAUUUGAAAAAUUAUAAUGAUUAUAACAUUAAUAAAAAACAAAAAUCAUGAUAAACAUAUUCUCCUACAUAGGAAUGAACAUUCAGUCCGAGGUUUGCUUGUGGACGCUACUCGGACUGGUGCGGACCAUUUUCGAUGCUACACUAUUCAAAGUUAACGCUAAUCUUAAACAGGUAUGGCAGAUGACAAUGCCUCUAGAGUUAUCUCUCCCAGUACAGCGAGUGUUGCGUACAAUGAUAUCCGGGGUGAUGCUUGUUCAAUGUUUCACUGUCUACGUUUAUCUCGCCUCAUACAUUGUGCUGCUAUAUCCAGUGUUUUUGGAAGAGCGCCCAACGCUAGUAUUGCCUUGGCUACUGUUGGCUGCUAUCAGAAACUUUCUCUGUGAGUUGACCAGCUUGGCUCUGGGUCUGGGGACAUGUGUCCUACUGGGCCCCGCUAGACCGCCAUGCAUUAAGUUCGUCAUAACUAAACUUGGCUCUAUAAUGCCUUCUUUCUACAUGUGGAUGUUAAUUUUCAGUUACUAUCAUAAUCUUAAAUUGGCAACUGCUUUCAAAACGUUCGCGGUCUCAACGUCUAGUAAUCUGGAUUACGGUUUGGAAUUAGCAGUACGAAGGCGUCGGACCAAAUCGCUGCAAGACGAAGAUCAGUUGCGAAAGAAGUUGAUUGCCAGUCUCUACCAUGAUAAUAUGGAAACAAAUAAUAAAGUUGUAUCGAGCUUACAAACGGUUGAAGAAUCAACAUUGGAGGUGGAACAAAACUUUAUGAACUCCAACAACGACGAGGCUAAAUCAUCUUCAGAUGUAGCACAACCCUAUUCGGUUAUGGCCACCAGAACAAUGUCUGAUAUAGGCACAUUCGAGGACUGGUUUGGUAGCGAAGUGGUCUUACCCAGAGACGCUGAUCGCAUCCUAGAACAGUUUGUGUUGAUGUUAAUGAGGAUAGGAGCGUAUCUGAAAAAAAGCGAUGCCGAUCUAAAAAAGUUUUUGAGUGUCAACUCUCAAGUGUUCUCGUCGCCAAAAGGAAAUAAACAGGAAUGUCAAGCGAUGCCGACCGAGGAAACUGAUACACCUCCUAUAGUUGGUACCAGCAAGGGAAGGACGCAGUCUUACCUGCUCGAUUAUCCGGAUAUUUUUAUGAGAAAACCAUCUGACAUAUUGGGAGCACAUAGUAUUAAUGAAAAACUACGUGAAACAAAACAUUUUGAUGAUAAUAGUUAUAAAUCGGCGUCAUUUGCUUCAAUAACAGGAACUUCAUUAGAUAGAGUGAGUGAUUCAAGUAAAUUUAGAGACUAUCUCGAGAAGAAAAAAAAUCUUAUCCACUCCGAACCUGAAGUUUCUAUGACCAUACCAAAGAGUACUGAAAAACACAUUGAACAUUUAGAAACUUCAAGCAGUAUUUUAGGAAAUGAACCCAGUAGUUUAAAGGAAACGUCAUCAGACUGUAUGAGGGAAAUUUUAAACAAUCUCGAAGAUCGGACAGCUUUAGCCUUGGAGCAAAAAUCAAAAGAGUACUAUAAAAAGGAUUCCGGUACAUAAGUCUUGAAUAAAUCAUGCAAAAAGAGAAACUCAAAGUAUUACAAACUCUAGAAAGAGAAGAUUUUAUUAUUGGUAUUUAAAUAAAACGAUUUUUUUU